AUGGCGGCCGAGAAUUCUUCGAACGCCAUCGACGUCGACACGAGUCUCGAUUCCGAUUCAAACCCUAACGGUAAUGAAGUGACCAAUGACGAGUCUUCCAAGUCAUUGACAAUCCCUUCUCCCGCCGUUUGUCUCGUCCGUUUCGUCGGAGAUGCCGCUAGUGGCGCCGUCAUGGGCUCUAUAUUCGGCUAUGGUUCUGGAUUGUUUAAGAAGAAAGGCUUCAAAGGAUCAUUUGUCGAUGCGGGUCAGUCUGCUAAGACUUUCGCAGUUUUAUCCGGAGUACACAGUUUGGUUGUUUGUCUUUUGAAGCAAAUACGAGGGAAAGAUGACGCCAUUAACGUUGGAGUUGCUGGGUGCUGCACUGGCCUUGCUCUUAGUUUCCCUGGUGCACCACAAGCAAUGCUACAAAGCUGUCUCACUUUUGGUGCCUUCUCUUUCAUCCUUGAAGGACUCAACAAAAGGCAAACGGCUUUGGCUCACUCCGUCUCCUUGAGACACCAAACAAGAAGUCUCCAAGAUGAUUUACCACUCUCUUUGGCUCUCCCAAUCCCACAUGAAAUCAAAGGAGCUUUCUCUUCUUUCUGCAACUCCUUAACAAAACCCAAGAAGCUCGCAUUUCCCCGUUCACGUUAA
This is a messenger RNA of Arabis nemorensis, 633 nucleotides long. The record is from the annotation of a GenBank genome assembly. Lineage: Eukaryota; Viridiplantae; Streptophyta; Magnoliopsida; Brassicales; Brassicaceae.